Molecule: messenger RNA, 372 nt
Organism: Kickxella alabastrina
Lineage: Eukaryota; Fungi; Kickxellomycota; Kickxellomycetes; Kickxellales; Kickxellaceae
Exons: 1
Coding region: 1-372 (123 amino acids)
Source: RefSeq, a predicted model, not a curated record
AUGCUUUUCUUUUCAUCCCGAAACGUGGUAAACGCCCACCGCAUACUCACGCUUAACGCAUCAUCCAUCACCAAAAGAGCGCUCACCAAGAACAACAACAACAGCCACAACCACCGCAUAGUGUCAUCUCCCAACGGCAGCAAAAUCAGCACACAUGAGCACAAAGAUGCCAACAACAAUAAUGAUGCUCACGAUCAAAUAAACAAUGGUAGCGUAUUUGCCAAUAGCAGCGAGGACAACCCGGCCAUAGAGAAUGAACAUCAGGAAAGAAAUAUCGCCAAGGAUGCAGUCAGGGCUGCGGCGGACGAGGAUGUAAGGGUUUUGCCGGCUGAUUCGUGGAAGCGCAAUAAAGUGAGAGAACUUGACCGCUGA